Messenger RNA from Budorcas taxicolor (takin), 1737 nucleotides. RefSeq names its product membrane frizzled-related protein (gene MFRP). Bases 1 to 1737 code for a protein of 578 amino acids. The record is from RefSeq and is a predicted model, not a curated record. Lineage: Eukaryota; Metazoa; Chordata; Mammalia; Artiodactyla; Bovidae. The transcript has 13 exons. Gene Ontology annotation, molecular function: protein binding.
AUGAAGGACUGCUCAGAUAGCGUCGUCUGUGUGGAAACGGCAGAGCUGAGCAAGACUGAGUUCUGCAAUCCUGCUUUCGAGCCUGAAUCAGGGCCAUCUUGCCCACUCCCCACCCUCCGGGAGGACGCCAACUGCAGCGCCCGAGCUCCCUGGCAAGGUCGGCAUCCCCGACGGCUGCAGCCAGACUGCCACUUCUCCUGGCUGUGUGUCCUCCUGCUGGCCGGCCUGCUGCUCCUGCUGCUCGGGCUGCUGGUGGCCAUCAUCCUGGCCCAAUUGCAGGCUACAGCCCCACCGGGGGCCACCUACCGUCCACUGCCUUCCCGAGGCCUCGCCACCACUGGCACUACCCCUGCCACCUCCACCACCACCUCCCAGGCAACUGGAACCCCUAAAAGGCAACCGGAGGCAGGAGUGAGCCUCGCACCUCAGUCCGCCUGUGGGGGCCUCCUUCCCGGCCCAAGGGGCUUCUUCAGCAGCCCCAACUACCCAGACCCUUACCCACCCAAUGCCCACUGCGUGUGGCAUAUCCAGGUGGCCACAGACCAUGCAAUACAGCUCAAGAUCGAAACUCUCAGCAUGGAGAGCGUGGCCUCUUGUCUUUUCGAUCGCUUGGAAAUCUCUCCCGAGCCUGAAGGCCCCCUCCUCAGAGUAUGUGGGAGGGUGCCUCCCCCCACAUUCAAUACCAACACCAGCCGCCUCCGGCUGGCCUUCGUCUCUGACAGCAGUGUGGAAGGAUCUGGCUUCCAUGCCUGGUACCAGGCUGUGGCCCCUGGACACGGGAGCUGUGCCCACGAGGAGUUCCCCUGUGACCAGUUCGUCUGCUUGCUGCGUGACUCAGUGUGUGACGGUUUUGCCAACUGUGCUGAUGGCAGUGACGAGACCAACUGCAGUGCCAAGUUUUCAGGGUGUGGGGGGAACCUGACCGGGCUUGAGGGCACUUUCUCUGCUCCCAGCUACCUGCAGCAGUACCCUCACCAACAGCUUUGUACCUGGCAUAUCUCGGUGCCUGCUGGACAUGGCGUCGAACUGCUCUUUCACAACUUCAGCCUGGAAGCUCAGGACGAGUGCAAGUCUGACUACGUGGAGGUGUACGAGGCCCACAACUCUGGGGCCCUUAGCCUCCUGGACAGGUUCUGUGGAGCAGAGCCGCCCCCACGUCUCAUCUCCUCGCACGACCAGCUGGCAGUGCUCUUUAGGACAGACCAUGGUUUCAGCGUUGGGGGCUUCUCAGCCACCUACCGGGCCCUCAACGCCACAGAGAGCCCCUGUAGGCCCGGAGAGGUCUCCUGCCAGGAUGGAGGGUGUAAGAGUCUGCAGUGGAUGUGCAGCACGUGGCGAGACUGCGCCAAUGACAACUGCACCAGCCCCUUGUUCCCACCCCCAGAGCUGGCCUGUGAGCCUGUCCAGGUGGAGAUGUGCGUCGGUCUGAGCUACAACACCACGGCCUUCCCUAACAUCUGGGUGGGCAUGACCACCCAGGAAGAGGUGGUGGAGGUCCUCAGAGGUUACAAGAGCCUGACGAGCCUGCCCUGCUACCAGAAUUUCCGGAGGCUCCUUUGCGGGCUGUUGGUGCCCCACUGCACCCCACUAGGCAGCGUCCUUCCCCCUUGCCGCUCUGUCUGCCAGGAGGCAGAGCGCCAGUGCCAGUCUGGCCUGGUGCUACUGGGCACCCCCUGGCCCUUCAACUGCAACAGGCUGCCUGAGGCAGCUGGCCUGGAGGCUUGUGCCCAGCCCUGA